Aspergillus luchuensis is the source of this 1278-nucleotide messenger RNA. Its product is annotated as putative serine peptidase, family S28. Gene Ontology annotation, biological process: proteolysis. The transcript has a single exon. The record is from RefSeq and is a predicted model, not a curated record. Gene Ontology annotation, molecular function: serine-type exopeptidase activity; dipeptidyl-peptidase activity. The coding region runs from base 1 to 1278 and encodes 425 amino acids. NCBI's taxonomy places the organism in Eukaryota, Fungi, Ascomycota, Eurotiomycetes, Eurotiales, Aspergillaceae.
AUGGGAAUCGCUUGGGAGCACAGAUACUAUGGAAACUCGACUCCGGCGCCCAUAUCUUAUGAAUCUCCACCCGAGACCUACCAAUACCUCACCACCAAGCAGGCGCUCGCGGAUCUUCCGUACUUUGCUAGCAACUUCAGCCGCGAGAAGUAUCCGGACGUGGACCUGACGCCGCAGGGCACACCGUGGGUCAUGGUUGGCGGCUCGUACGCAGGGAUCCGUGCUGCAUUAACUCGCAACGAGUACCCAGAGACCAUCUUCGCAGCCUAUUCCUCAUCGGCUCCGGUGGAAGCACGGGUCAAUAUGAGCGUGUAUUACGACCAGGUUUACCGCGGCAUGGUUGCUGAUGGAUGGGCCAACUGCUCGGCAGAUAUUCACGCUGCUCUGGAAUAUAUCGACGAUCAGCUAUCAAACGAAGAUACAGCUACCUCAAUCAAACAACUCUUCUUCGGACCUGGCGCCGAAGCCAACUCCAACGGUGAUUUCACUGGAGCGCUAACCGCCAUCUACAGCUACUUCCAGAGCUAUGGUAUGGCGGGAGGUAUUGGAGGUCUAGGCGCAUUCUGCGAGUAUCUUGAAGUUGACCCCAAGACGAACGGGACUACCGGGCCGGAUGGUCUUGCCCCUACGUAUGGCGGCCAGUAUGUCGCUGAACGAUGGGCAGCAUGGCCCACCUUCCUCGAGCUGGUCAAUCUGAAUAUGGGGACCAACUGCGGACCUCAGAACGCUUCUCAGCCAAUUGACUGUGAUUUCUCCAAGCCAUACGGCGAUCCCGCGACCAUCACUUGGACUUGGCAAUACUGCAGCGAAUGGGGGUUCUUCCAAGCGAACAACGAAGGGCCACACUCAUUAGCCUCGCGAUACCAGUCGGUGGAAUACCAGCAAGAAGUAUGUAACCGACAGUUCCCCGAUGCGGUGGAGAAAGGACUGUUGCCUCCGUCACCGCGGGCGGAUGAGAUCAACCAAGAGUUUGGGGGAUGGACGAUCCGCCCGUCCAAUGUUUACUUCAGCGGAGGAGAAUUCGAUCCGUGGCGGUCAUUAUCCAUUCUGUCUACGGACGAUAUCGCACCUCAGGGGGUGGAGUUUACGAGCGCGAUCCCAGCAUGCGGGGUGCAGACAGAUGAAGACACGGUCUUUGGAUACGUCAUGAAGGACUCGGAACAUUGCUUUGACUUUCAGGCCACGCCGACCGUGGGUAAAUUGUCACGCGGCAUCUUCACAUCCGCCUUGUUGCAAUGGCUUGAAUGUUUUGGACAGAAUUCCAGUCAAACCAGGUGA